Molecule: messenger RNA, 507 nt
Organism: Aspergillus melleus
Lineage: Eukaryota; Fungi; Ascomycota; Eurotiomycetes; Eurotiales; Aspergillaceae
Exons: 4
Coding region: 1-507 (168 amino acids)
Source: RefSeq, a predicted model, not a curated record
AUGAGCUCUCUAAUCUCACACAGCACACACGGCGAAUGGGUUGAGCGAGAGUACGUACUCGACAUCUCCAACUGGCAGAGGGAACUGCACGAGCUCAUAUCCACCUACAUCAUCGCCUGCCGACAGAGGAACAACGGAAGUGCCAUUCAACGCGGCCGCAGCAUCAUAAUCGAGACUAGCGUUGACGACGGAGAAGGGCAACACUAUGAAGGGCCUGUAAUCAAGGUUCCUAUGACCAGUGUCUGUGCUGAGUGCUUCCGCUGCUGUAGACGAUACAUGGUCGAGCCUUUGGUGCCGUUCUUCGAGAGACAUUUUUCCAGUAGCCAGGUGCUCGUCAUCACGAUUCUUUAUGGAGUGGAGGAUGAGAAGCUUCCGUACCAGUCAGAUGUCGAGGACGAGUUGGAUGUGAUGUGGGCAGCGAAUUUGGAGUCGGUGCAGCUUGAUGCGCAUACUGAUGACGGCAAUGACGGGGACGACGAUACCGAGGCGGAUACUGAUAUUGAAUGA